Molecule: messenger RNA, 1665 nt
Organism: Sporisorium graminicola
Lineage: Eukaryota; Fungi; Basidiomycota; Ustilaginomycetes; Ustilaginales; Ustilaginaceae
Exons: 1
Coding region: 1-1665 (554 amino acids)
Source: RefSeq, a predicted model, not a curated record
AUGUCUGCCUCCAGCUCCCCGCAUCAACUCCGACACCGUAGACUACGGUCCUCAUCCUCGUCCUCCGCGUCAUCUUCAUCAUCCUUAUCGUCCCUAGCAGCAGAUGUGCCACCUUCGCCAACACCACCUGCACGCCGCGCUGCUCGUGGUAAUCUCACACGAACAGUUGGGGAAGUCUCGCCCAAGACCAUGCUUACCGAUAUCGACCCGGUCAUGGCCAGCCCGGAAUCGUAUCUCCCACGCCCCACGUCCUCAAACCUAGACUCAGCGAGGGCUAGAAACGUAUCAGCAACGCUACCGACCUCGCCACCAGGAGACCUCAUUCUUGUCGUGUGCGAACUUCAAUCGGCGCCGGUCGACCAGCGCAUCUGUAUCUACCUAAAGUGGAUCGUACACGGCGAAGAAGAGGCACUGCAUCGCGACCUUCACUCAAUUUUACCUCGAGGCAAGACGAAUAAUGAUGAAAGGCUCCCGAGCAAUGCCUCGAAGAAGGCGGGAGGGCAGAGCUUUGAGAUUAUCAAGUACGUGCCGUCGUGGCAGCUCAAGGUCGGGCGUAAGUCGGACAGCUAUUCGGUGCAGCCUUUCCGGAUUGAUCUUCCCGCCGCACCAUACGACACGGAUGUCGAGGGUGGAAUGGGAUUCUUCGAGGUGACAGCGGACGGGAAUGUUGCUGUGGAUAUGACACUUGGCAACGCCUCGCGAUCGCAAAGGGGAGGAAAGGAGGUGGCUACGAGGGUCAGGUUGCGUACCUCAAAGUUUUGUCCCUGGCAGCCGCGCUCUUUGUCCUUCACCAGGCUGCCGAUGGGGAGUCGUGGACCGGAAGGUUUGAUUCAGCACUUGGGAGCAAUUUUGCCUUUGCACUGGUACGUGCAUUCUUCGUCUGCUCCCGCGACCUUCUCGCUCGAACACGUCGCUUUCCCAUCAACGUCAAACGACCAGCCGAAAGGCUUGCAGCUGGACGACGCAGUAGCAGCGGGUCGAGGCCUGCUGCACGUAGAGAAGAAUUGGGGCCAAGCAUUUCCUUCCGGUUGGAUGUGGGCGCAUGGAGCUUCCCCAUUACCCGAUCCCAGCCUACCUUGUUCUUCCACUUCGGCGCCUUCAGUGCGGCUCUCGUUGGCAGGAGGGUCGAUCCUCGGUCUCACUGCCUUUCUCAUCGGAGUCCACAUCAAGCAAGAUGGCAAGGAGUACAGCUGGUACUUUGCGCCCCCCACGGCGCUGGGUCCACAACUAUCCUUCCCCUCAGGUUCAACCAGGGUACACUAUGGGCCGGGCCUACGCAUGCAGCGCGAUUUUACACGCAAAGUGCUCCGAUUGGAUGUCUGGGACCUCACGCGCUGGGCAACGGUCCAGAUAUCUGGAAGGGAAGAGACCUUCGCGACGCAGAUUCCGGGGCCUCGCAAGGGCGGCUGGUCCCCCAGCUACUGCCAUCACAGCUAUCGAUGCAAGGCGUCCAUCACUUUGCGUCAGAGAAGCGUGGCCAAGAUGAUCACUAUGCCACUAAGAGCUGCUCUGCAUCCAUUCAGCAGUGUGAGGUCAGCGAAGGAAUUCUUCGUUGAUGGGAGAGACAGGGAGGAUGGGUGGAAGCGACUGGGAUGGGAGCUUGUUGCACGGGCCGAGCUGGGGGAUCGAGUAGCGCUGGAGUUCGGCGGUGACUUUGCAAAGUAG